UUGAUUUGGCAUCUGCAAAUAGGGAACAUGUUUGCAACUCUUACUCUUGUCUUUACUGUGUGCUUGACAGCCACUAAUGCAGAUCACCACACCCAUCCAUGCCGUAUGUAACAGACUAAUUCUGAUCCACAGUGUUGUGCUGAGUGCAAUUAACUUAUGCUCUUCUUUUUCAGACUCACCCAACAUGACAGGACAGAUGUCAGUGAUGUCGCUCAAGGGUGAAAUAAAAACACAUGGGACAUUUACCUAUGAUUCAACAGGAAAGAAACUACGGUUCAGAUCCAAUGAGAGCCACCCCACAAACAGUUCUUUGGGUUUGGAUUUGCUCAUGUUUUUUGACAAAGGUGUAUUCUAUGAAAUAGAUGCCAAGAACCAAAGCUGUGAGAAGAAGUCACUGCAUUCUGUUGAUCACCCUCUGGAUAUCCCAGAUGAUGCAAAGUUUUGUACCACAGUCACCACUGGCAGUGCAAGCAUCGAAGGAGAGGGUCUGAAAGUGAAUAUGUGGACAGGAUCAAUGCAUAAUGUCAAAGGUACCUUUAGCAUGUUUGUGACUAUGGGCUGUUUGCCUGUGACCACACUGUACUCUACAGACUCCACAUCCUUUUUGUUUAGUACCAUGGAAGUUGAGAAUGAAAUCAAGGAGCCAGAUCUUCUGAUGGUGCCAUCCUACUGUGAACACCAGUCUUUGGAGGAGACGCCUGAAGGAACUGUAAACAGCUUCUUCAAUGAGUUUGUGUAAAAUAUGACUCUUCUACAGAAACAACCCAUCUCUUUGAUUCCCAUGUGACGCUCAUGUUUUCUGUGCACAAAAUUAGCCUUCUGAAGAUGUAGGCCUAGUUGUAUUUGCACAUUACAAGUAUGUGACGGGAAAAAAUGUUUAUUAGAAAUUUUGUCAAAUUUACUAACUGUGGGUGGCUUUAAAAGAAUAUAUAAUGAAACAAUAAAAUAUCAAUGCUGUAAGUAGCGGUAAGGUUAUUGCUUUUGUAUUGACAG
This is a messenger RNA of Boleophthalmus pectinirostris (great blue-spotted mudskipper), 993 nucleotides long. RefSeq names its product ependymin-2-like. The transcript has 5 exons. Gene Ontology annotation, molecular function: calcium ion binding. Gene Ontology annotation, biological process: cell-matrix adhesion. Gene Ontology annotation, cellular component: lysosome; extracellular region. NCBI's taxonomy places the organism in Eukaryota, Metazoa, Chordata, Actinopteri, Gobiiformes, Gobiidae. The record is from RefSeq and is a predicted model, not a curated record. Bases 77 to 739 code for a protein of 220 amino acids.